AGAUACUCACUAUAGAUCCGAUUCAGCCUCCUUCCCGCCUUCACCUUGAUUCCCAUGUCUUCAUGGCGCCAUCUACCAGAGUCCCGCAGCGGCUUAGAUGUUAGCUCAAAGGAUCUUCUCAUGGUGAGACAUACCCAAGUGCUGUGGACAUUCGUUCAUGGGAUUCCUUCUGGAUGACGGGUCUAUGGAGCAUAGGAGUUGAAUCGAUGUAUAGCUCUAAGGUAAUUGCAAGCGAAGAUGGCUUCAAGGUGAGAGAGAAAGUAAUAUAUAAACCAUCGAGAUAUCCCGAGUAAAGGGAAUUAAAAUACUCAUCACAACACACACAGCUUCACAACAACAACUUCUUCUUCAUCUUCAACAAUCUUCAGAGUUUACUCUCAAAACAUCACCAGUCACCAAUAACUACUUCUUCUCAUCCAACUUCCAAACUUCCAUCUUUCUCACCAACCACCCACCAACCAAAACCAUCAAAAUGUUCAGCAUCAAGGUCAUCCUCUUCGCCUUCCUCCUCCUCGCCGCCGAUGCGCUAGCCGCCCGCAUCAACUACAGCGCCAAGUACACGGACGGCAAGAAAAUCGCCCGUACCACUAAGAACGCCGAGGUUGCCGACAACCUCUCCAACUCCAUCCUACACGGAAUGGCCACCUGGUCCGGUGGUGCCUACCAAGCUGCUCUUUCCAAGUACGGCUUCAUCCAGAUCACCAACACCCAUGUGGCCGCAUCCAAGGGCGCUGCCAGCGCCCAGGUCCAGCAGAUGCAGACCCUCAUCCACCAGCACGCCCAAUAAGCUGCUUCCCACUCUUAAAAACCUACCCCUAUCGGAACUGGCAAAAGCGUGAAGGAAAAGAUGGAUCUUUGGUAGCUUCUAGUCGUGGCAUGGAGAGCUCUACCGCGUGGAGUUUCAGCUCGGCCGACUUUCAGCGGGUUUCAUUCGUUUGACAUCAUUACUUUCGACUUCAAAAUGUAUAUAUAUGCAUGCAUCUUGGUUACGGACUCAUUUUUGGAUUUCAUUAGAUCUCUGGUUUAGAAAAAUUAGCAUGGU
Messenger RNA from Annulohypoxylon maeteangense, 1042 nucleotides. RefSeq lists its product as uncharacterized. The record is from RefSeq and is a predicted model, not a curated record. Lineage: Eukaryota; Fungi; Ascomycota; Sordariomycetes; Xylariales; Hypoxylaceae. The transcript is spliced from 2 exons. The coding region runs from base 473 to 787 and encodes 104 amino acids.